Messenger RNA from Blepharisma stoltei, 411 nucleotides. Lineage: Eukaryota; Ciliophora; Heterotrichea; Heterotrichida; Blepharismidae. The record is from the annotation of a GenBank genome assembly.
AUGCAGUCUGAUUGUUCGACAACAGUCCAUCUAACCGUCUUUUCAUCUAUGUUUUCACUUAUAAACCCCAAAUCUUCCUCAAACAAUCCUCCAACAUCAUUGAGCCUUCCUCCCAUCACUAACCUCUUCGAUGAAAUUCCUGAAGAAGCCUCUACCUUAACUCAUAUCCCAGUUUUGAAAAUUAAGAAGCGUCGAAAAAAGACUCAAAGAAUUACAGCUUGCCAGCACAUAAAUAAAAAACACUACGCUAGAGGGAUGUGCAAUUCUUGCUACCAUCGAUAUGGAAGAGACACCUAUGCCUGACUAUGUGAGCACACAGAUAGAAAGCUUUAUGCAAAAGGAAUGUGCGAGCUUUGCUACAAUAAGCAGCAUGCAGAAACGACUACAAAGAUAAAAAUAAUCUUAAAUUAG